ACUGCAAGUACCUAACAUUGGCCGUUUUCUCUUGCAGUUGUUUAGCUGAUAGCAUAAUGAUUGGUUCUGUUGACAAAAAAGUAUGUGCUGUUCUACUUCUCAACUUUGUUUGUUCGGUAUGUAUUGUCUUUUUCAACAAGUGGUUGUAUGCAAAGAUGGACUUUCCGAACCUGACGCUAACCCUUCUGCACUUCGUUUGCACAAGCCUGGGACUGUUUGUGUGUAAACAAUUAAAAUUGUUUGAAGUGAAACGGAUUCCACUAAUGCAGAUUCUACCACUCGCAGUAACUUUUUGCGGGUUUGUUGUUUUUACAAAUUUAUCCUUACAAAACAAUACAGUGGGUACUUACCAAAUGGGGAAAUUGCUCACAACACCAGUGCUCAUUAUUAUACAAUCCAACUUUUACAAUGUGAGCUUCUCUGGGAGAAUCAAAUUCAGUUUGAUCCCUAUCUCUAUUGGUAUUUUCAUUAACUCAUACUAUGACAUUAAGUUUAAUGUUGUUGGAACAGUGUUUGCCCUCACUGGUGUGAUAGUAACUUCAAUUUAUCAAGUGUUGGUUAAAAACAAGCAAAAAGAUUUGGAGGCAAAUUCAAUGCAAUUAUUGUAUUACCAAGCUCCAAUGUCCUCACUAAUGCUCCUCUGCCUUGUCCCAAUGUUAGAACCUGUUUUCACGGAGGGUGGUGUGUUUGGUGGUGGGCUUACAGCAGGUGCAUUGACAUUGGCUCUGACAACUGGUUUAAUUGCUGUAUUGAUUAACAUUACAAUAUUCUGGAUUAUCGCCAAUACAUCUCCAGUUACAUAUAAUAUCUUUGGUAACUUCAAGUUUUGCAGUACAAUCAUUGGUGGUGUCGUUAUAUUUCAUGAUCCUAUACAUGCUUAUCAGUUCUUGGGAAUCUUGAUCACUUUGUCGGGUGUUGCACUUUACACACAUGAGAAAUUAAGACCAAAACCAGCUGAAGAAAAAUCAAAUGUUGAAGAACCAGAAGAAACUAUAAAAAACAAAAAUGUUGUUUAGAGCUACACAAUGUGCAUCUACUGUGUGUAUAAUAUUUAGAGUAUUUAAAAUGCCUCUAUUAACAAUCGCUUGUUACACAUAGAAAACUACCAACUGUUUUAUUAAUGCUUGCCUUAUAAUCGCUGCUUAAAUAAACACCCCCCACUUUUUGUUGUUCUGUAUACAACUCGCAGUUUAAAUAUUACCUGGCUAUUUUGUUUUGUACGAUACCAUUUUACCAUAACAAUGAGUGGGAUUCCUAUAUCUGUGCAGUGAAAACGCAUGAAAGCUCUUUUUCUAUUUACAGAUUUUUGCUGAAGCAUUUACCCUAUUUUAUGUGCAUAAUUAUGUUUAUUAAUUAUUCGGCGCCUUUAAAUUGUGUCACAGUAUUUACAAUUUGCAGUUUUAAAUACAUAAUUGUAUUUUGUAAAGGUUUUUAAGCCUGUCUUUGUUGAUUUUACUUGUCACGUUAUUUUGUAUAUUGUAAUCUAAUCCCAUACCACGGCUACACAUUUACCAAUAAAUUUCCAGGACACUUCGGUUGAAUCUCCUGUGAC
Molecule: messenger RNA, 1552 nt
Organism: Ciona intestinalis (vase tunicate)
Lineage: Eukaryota; Metazoa; Chordata; Ascidiacea; Phlebobranchia; Cionidae
Product: solute carrier family 35 member E3-like
Source: RefSeq, a predicted model, not a curated record